CCUGGAGCCGAGUUGAACAGGAGCCUCGUGCGUGAACGGGAGAGCGAGCUCACAUCUUUCAGUGGCGAAUGCUGCACGGAGUUAUGUACCUCGCGCUGCCUUGCCCUCUGAACUGCCUGCCGUCAUGGAUUGCAACCCGCGCGCGAAACCAAUACUACUUUUUAUUUUACUGUUCAUCUUGUCGUUUAUCCGCUCAGCACUUCUGAUCAUCCACCCGUCCAAUGAAGUGAACCUGUUGGACUCCAAAGCCAGCCAGGGGGAGCUGGGAUGGAUCUCCUACCCAUCACAUGGGUGGGAGGAGAUCAGCGGAGUAGAUGAGCACUACACUCCCAUCAGGACCUUCCAGGUGUGUAACGUGAUGGAGUACAGUCAGAACAACUGGCUGAGGACCAACUGGAUCCCCCGCCAGUCGGCCCAGAAGAUCUACGUGGAGCUAAAGUUCACCCUGAGAGACUGUAACUCCAUCCCCCUGGUCCUGGGGACCUGCAAGGAGACCUUCAACCUGCUGUACAUGGAGACAGACGAGGACCAGGGCAGUCACUUCAGAGAACACCAGUUCUCUAAGAUCGACACCAUCGCUGCAGACGAGAGCUUCACCCAGAUGGACCUGGGGGACCGCAUUCUGAAGCUCAACACGGAGGUCCGGGAGGUGGGGCCUGUUACGAAGAAGGGCUUCUACCUGGCGUUCCAGGACGUGGGGGCGUGUGUGGCCCUGGUGUCAGUCAGGGUCUACUUUAAGAAGUGCCCAUUCAUUGUGAGGAACUUGGCCUCCUUCCCUGAUACCGUGCCAAUGGACUCUCAGUCAUUGGUGGAGGUGAAGGGCUCGUGUGUCAAUCACUCCAAGGAGGAGGAGCCACCGCGUAUGUACUGUAGUACAGAGGGGGAGUGGCUAGUGCCCAUAGGGAAGUGUCUGUGUAACGUUGGCUAUGAGGACAGAGGGAGCUCCUGCCAAGCAUGCAGAGCAGGGUUCUAUAAGUCUCUGCUGGGUAACGUCCAGUGUUCUAAGUGUCCACCCCACAGCUUCACCCAUCAUGAGGGAGCUCUACACUGUGGCUGUGAGAAAAACUACUUCCGUGCUGAUGGAGACCCGCCAUCUAUGGCCUGCACACGUCCUCCCUCCGCUCCUCGUAACGUGAUCUCAGUCAUCAAUGAGACCUCAGUGAUUCUGGACUGGUCCUGGCCGGAGGACACGGGAGGUCGUAAGGACGUUACCUUCACCGUGCUGUGUAAGCGCUGCAGGCAGGGCCAGAGGGUGUGUGAGGCGUGUCGCAGUAAUGUGCGGUUCCUCCCCCGUGCUGCAGGCCUGCAGAACACUACCGUAACCGUGGGAGACCUGCUGGCUCACACCAACUACACCUUCGAGAUCGAAGCUCAAAAUGGAGUGUCCCAGUUAGCCCCAACAAUGAGGCAAUAUGCUGCUGUGACCAUCACUACCAACCAAGCAGCCCCUUCUCCAGUGACUGUGAUCAGGAAGGACCGUACGUCUCGUAACAGCAUCUCUCUGUCCUGGCUGGAACCAGAGAGACCCAACGGCAUCAUACUGGACUACGAGGUCAAAUACUACCAGAAGCAGGAGCAGGAGACCAGCUACACCAUCCUGCGCUCUAAGGGUUGUAACGUGACGUUGGGCGGUCUAAAGGCAGACACCUCCUACCUGCUCCAGAUCAGGGCCAGGACUGCAGCAGGCUACGGAGCCAGCAGCGGGAGCUUUGAGUUUGAGACAAGCCCUGACUCGUUCUCUAUCUCCAGUGAGAGUAGUCAGGUGGUGUUGAUAGCCAUCUCUUCCUCUGUAGCCAUUAUUUUGCUCUCCAUCCUCCUCUACGUGGUGAUUGGCAGGUUCUGUGGCUACAGCAAGUCUAAACAGCCUGAUGAAAAGAGACUGCACUUUGGCAACGGUCACCUGCGUCUGCCAGGAAUAAGGACCUACGUAGACCCUCACACCUAUGAAGACCCCAGUCAGGCCGUCCAUGAGUUUGCCAAGGAGCUGGAUGCUUCCUGUAUCGCCAUCGACAAGGUGGUGGGAGCAGGUGAGUUUGGGGAGGUGUGCAGUGGUCGUCUGCGUCUGCCCAGUAAGAAGGAGAUCUGUGUGGCAAUCAAGACACUGAAGGCAGGAUACACCGACAAACAGAGGCGGGACUUCCUGUCCGAGGCGUCAAUCAUGGGACAGUUUGACCAUCCAAACAUCAUCAGGCUGGAGGGAGUGGUCACCAGGAGUAAACCUGUGAUGAUAGUGACUGAAUACAUGGAAAAUGGAUCCUUGGACAGCUUUCUGAAAAAACAUGAUGCCCAGUUUACUGGUAUCCAGUUGGUGGGCAUGCUGCGUGGCAUCGCGUCAGGCAUGAGGUACCUGUCUGACAUGGGUUACGUCCACAGGGACCUGGCCGCUCGUAAUAUCCUGGUGAACAGCAACCUGGUGUGUAAGGUGUCUGACUUCGGCCUGUCCAGAGUCCUGGAGGACGACCCCGAGGCAGCUUACACCACACGGGGAGGUAAGAUCCCUAUCAGGUGGACAGCUCCAGAGGCCAUCUCCUACAGGAAGUUCACCUCGGCCAGCGAUGCCUGGAGCUACGGCAUCGUGCUCUGGGAAGUGAUGUCAUACGGGGAGCGGCCUUACUGGGAGAUGUCCAAUCAGGACGUGAUCAAAGCGGUGGAUGAGGGCUACAGACUGCCUCCUCCUAUGGACUGUCCUGCAGCUCUGUACCAGCUGAUGUUGGACUGCUGGCAGAAGGAGAGGAACAACAGACCCAAGUUUGAACAGAUCGUCAGCAUCCUGGAUAAACUCAUACGCAACCCUGGGAGCCUGAAGAUCACAGCCAACACCUCAUCCAGGCCAGCCAACCUGCUUCUGGACAGGAGUAGUUCUGAGGUGGUUCCAUCGUUGGACACCAUGGGGGAUUGGUUGGACAGCGUGAGGACUCUGCCCUGUAAGGAGGCCUUCUCUGGGGUCAGCUACAGCUCCUGUGACACCCUGCCCAAGACCUCCGCAGAGGACCUAAAGAAGGUUGGUGUGACUAUCGUCGGCCCUCAGAAGAACAUUGUGAGCAGCAUCAAAGCACUAGAGAGCCACAGUAAGAAUGGCCCUGUCCCAGUCUAACCCAACCAAGCCACUAGAGAUCCACAGAUUGGCUGACUGGCUGCCCUCUGGCCCCCGUUCCAUUCUGAAUGAAGCCCGUCUGGCCCCCGUUCCAAUCUGAAUGAAGCCAUUCUGGGUCCCAAUCCAUUCUGAAUGAAGCCCAUCUGGGCCCCGUUACAUUCUAAAUGAAGACCCUCUGGACCCUGUUCCAUUCUGAAUGAAGCCCAUCUGGGCCCUGUUCCAUUCUAAAUGAAGACCCUCUGGACCCUGUUCCAUUCGGAAUGAAGCCCUUCUGUGCCCCGUUUCGUUCUGAAUUAAAGUGUCUACUUUUCAGUUCCUCCCUCCACGUCUGUGGACGUUUCAAUUAGGUUCAUUCCACGAGGGAGCCCUCCCCUGUCGAGGUGUAGUGAUAGGACGGGCUCAUAGCACUUAGAACAACCCUCUGAUCUCUGUAACAUGCAGGAGGAAGUCCCAAACUAAAGGAGGAAGUAGACAUUAGAAAAGUGGUGCAGCGGAGGACAACAGCUCUGAGGUUUGAUGAUGUCACCAUGAUAUCAUGCCCUUACCCUGAAUCCAGGGCAAGCAGUCAGACCGAUAGACAGACCAACCCUUCGACACUCCGCACCAUUGCUGAGAUGCCUUACUGAGAACACAGGAAAGAGGGAGAUAACCUGGCCUUGGACCUUAAGGGCAUGAGGAUAAAGGGCUGGAGCUGGGAUUGGAGAACCUGGGACAGCAGGGCCCUGUUUGUGACUUAUCGUGGAAAGGGGCUUGUUGAGAACUGAACCAGUCGUGAUCUGAUCCUGUGGAUUUGACUGACAGUUUUUAAGCUCUGGAGAGGAAAACUUUAAAUGCCUUGAGUAGAACAACGCAGACAGCAGCAGCAAUCCACAUCAACCUGGAGCAGACGAAGCACACCUGGAGACUCCCACCACUGAAGACCCCACUCUCUCUCACAGAGAAGGACUGAUACUACUGUGUGUGUGCGUGUGUGUGUGUGUGUGUGUGUGUGUGUGUGUGUGUGUGUGUGUGUGUGUGUGUGUGUGUGUGUGUGUGUGUGUGUGUGUGUGUGUGUGUGUGUGUGUGUGUGUGUGUGUGUGUGCGUGCGUGCGUGUGUGUAUGCACCCAUGUCUCUGCAUGUGAGUGUGAAGGUAUACUCAAGAGAAAAUCAGCUUGAGAAGGAAGCCAAACCAUUUGAUGGGCACCCAGACUAGAAUAAGCCAUUUAUCCCAUAGCUAUAGACUAAUGUCUGCAAACAGUCAAUGUCAAACAGAGAGCAAUAAUCAUAACAAUCAGUUUAUCAGUUUGAUCAACCUGAAGUCAUGAGUCUCAGACCUGUACAGUUUGCUCUGAUGGUAAACAGGACAUAUCAGACCACAGAACUGUAACUAACUACUACCUGUCUGCUUACCAUACAGAACUGUAACUAACUACUACCUGUCUGCUUACCAUACAUACAGUUGAAGUCGUAACUUUUUUUUCCCUGACAUUUAAUCCUAGUAAAAAUUUCCUGUUUUAGGUCAGUUAAGAUUACCACUUUUUUUUAAGAAUGUGAAAUGUCAGAAUAAUAGUAUAGAGAAUUAUUUAUUUCAGCUUUUAUUUCUUUCAUCACAUUCCCAGUGGGUCAGAUGUUUACAUGCACUCAAUUAGUAUUUGGUAGCAUUGUCUUUAAAUUGUUUAACUUGGGUCAAACGUUUCGGGUAGCCUUCCACAAGCUUCCCACAAUAAGUUGGGUGAAUUUUGUCCCAUUCCUCCUGACAGAGAUGGUGUAACUGAGUCAGGUUUGUAGGCCUCCACACACUUUUUCUGUUCUGCCCACACAUUUUCUAUAGGAUUGAGGUCAGGGCUUUCUGAUGGCCACUCCAAUACUUUGAUUUUGUUGUCCUUAAGCCAUUUUGCCACAACUUUGGAAGUAUGCUUGAGGUCAUUGUCCAUUUGGAAGACCCAUUUGCGACCAAGCUUUAACUUCCUGACUGAUGUCUUGAGAUGUUGCUUUCAUAUAUCCACAUAAUUUUCCUGUCUCAUGAAGCCAUCUAUUUUGUGAAGUGCACCAGUCCCUCCUGCAGCAAAUCACCCCCACAACAUGAUUGGGAUGGUGUUCUUCGGCUUGCAAGCCUCCCCCUUUUCCUCCAAACAUAGCGAUGGUCAAUAUGGACAAACAGUUAUAUUUUUGUGUCAUCAGACCAGAGGAUGUUUCUCCAAAAACUACGAUCUUUGUCCCCAUGUGCAGUUGGAAACCGUAGUCUGGCUUUUAUAUGGCGGUUUUGGAGCAGUGGCUUUUUCCUCUCUGAGCGGCAUUUCAGAUUAUGUCGAUAUAGGACUCGUUUUACUGUGGAUAUAGAUACUUGUGGAACCUGUUUCAUCCAGCAUCUUCACAAGGUCCUUUGCGGUUGUUCUGGGAUUGAUUUGCACUUUUCGCACCAAAGUACGCUCAUCUCUAGGAGGCAGAACGCGUCUCCUUCCUGAGCGGUAUGAUGGCUGCGUGGUCCCAUGGCGUUUAUACUUGUGUACUAUUGCUUAUACAGAUGAACGUGGUACCUUCAGGCAUUUGGAAUUUGCUCCCAAGGAUGAACCAGACUUGUGGAGGUCUACAUUUUUUUCUGAGGUCUUGGCUUAUUUCUUUUGAUUUUCCCAUGAUGUCAAGCAAAGAGGCACUGAGUUUGAAGGUAGGCCUUGAAAUACAUCCACAGGUACACCUCCAAUUGACUCAAAUUAUGUCAAUUAGCCUAUCAGAAGCUUCUUUCUGGAAUUUUCCAAGCUGUUAAUAGGCACAGUCAACUUAGUGUAUGUAAACUUCUGACUUCUGAAUUGUGAUACUGUGAAUUAUAAGUGAAAUAAUCUUUCUGUAAACAAAAUUAUUUGUGUCAUGCACAAAGUAGAUGUCCUAACCGACUUGCCAAAACUAUAGUUUGUUAACAAGAAACUUGUGGAGUGGUUGAAAAACUAGUUUUAAUUACUCCAACCUAAGUGUAUGUAAACUUCUGACUUCAACUGUAUCUGUAACUAACUACCACCCUUCUGCUUAUCAUACAGAACUGUAACUAACUACCACCUGUCUGCUUAUCAUAGAGAACUGUAUCUAACUACCACCUGUCUGCUUAUCAUACAGAACUGUAACUAACUACCACCUGUCUGCUUAUCAUACAGAACUGUAUCUAACUACCACCUGUCUGCUUAUCAUACAGAACUGUAUCUAACUACCACCUCUCUGCUUAUCAUACAGAACUGUAACUAACUACCACCUGUCUGCUUAUCAUACAGAACUGUAUCUAACUACCACCUGUCUUCUUAUCAUACAGAACUGUAACUAACUACCACCUGUCUGCUUAUCAUACAGAACUGUAACUAACUACCACCUGUCUGCUUAUCAUACAGAACUGUAACUAACUACCACCUGUCUGCUUAUCAUACAGAACUGUAUCUAACUACCACCUGUCUUCUUAUCAUACAGAACUGUAACUAACUACCACCUGUCUGCUUAUCAUACAGAACUGUAACUAACUACCACCGGUCUGCUUAUCAUACAGAACUGUAACUAACUACCACCUGUCUGCUUAUCAUACAGAACUGUAUCUAACUACCACCUGUCUGCUUAUCAUACAGAACUGUAUCUAACUACCACCUGUCUUCUUAUCAUACAGAACUGUAACCAACUACCACCUGUCUGCUUAUCAUACAGAACUGUAACUAACUACCACCUGUCUGCUUAUCAUACAGAACUGUAACUAACUACCACCUGUCUGCUUAUCAUACAGAACUGUAACUAACUACCACCUGUCUGCUUAUCAUACAGAACUGUAUCUAACUACCACCUGUCUGCUUAUCAUACAGAACUGUAUCUAACUACCACCUGUCUGCUUAUCAUACAGAACUGUAUCUAACUACCACCUGUCUGCUUAUCAUACAGAACUGUAACUAACUACCACCUGUCUGCUUAUCAUAUAGAACUGUAUCUAACUACCACCUGUCUGCUUAUCAUACAGAACUGUAACUAACCACCACCUGUCUGCUUAUCAUACAGAACUGUAUCUAACUACCACCUGUCUGCUUAUCAUACAGAACUGUAACUAACUACCACCUGUCUGCUUAUCAUACAGUAGGUGAUGAUGCAUAACUCCAAGCUGCCUAGUUCCUAGUCCUAAUGUGAAAUCUCAGGAUGUGUGUUAUUCAUUCAAACUGAAACAGGAUAGAGAGAAAGGAGAGGGAGAGAGAGAGGUAGAAGUAGAGAGAGAUGUAGAGGGAGUGAGAAAAAGAGAGAGAGCUGUAGAGAUAAUGAAAAAGAUGGAGAGAGAGCGAGGUAGAGAGAGAAUACCAUGCUGACUUCUUCAGAGCGUAUUCUGCUCUGUAAGGUAGAAGAUGAAAAUGAACAACACUAUCCCACAGCUCUUCCAAUGCUAUCUUCUAACACUGGUGGGUAUAUAUCACACCUCUCUAGAUAAAGCGAGCAUCUGAGUGUAUUGCAUCGCUACAGUAGAUAAGGAUUCUCUCUGAUCUGAACAGUGUAUGUGUGUGUUGUUUGUAUGUGUCUGUGUGCGUGUGUGUGAUAACACCUCCGUCCAUCCCCUGCCCGCCCUUAGCUGCUGUUACGUGUUCUGUAUGGCAUGUACAUAUGUAAAACAACUGUGUGUCCAUAUCUACAAGCAGGACAGUCUCCUUCCAUAGCCAACCCUUUGUACAAAUGUUUCUAUGUAUAAAAGAAUGAACAGAAAUAUCUGUGCAACAUUUUAAAAAGACAAACAUUCUUUGUAUUAUAUUUCAUGUUAUUUUGUAUUAUAUUUGUUUUUUUUACAUAAAAGAAAAGCAAUUAUAAUAACCUAUUAUUUAUUGUUAACAUAUACUGUGCAAAAGUGUAAUGUUUUUUUUUGUAGCAUACUGUAAUCUAUGACAUGGUUGGUUCUGUGACAGCGUCUUCAGUGUGGAAGAGCAAUACUGUUAUGCACCCCAUCCUUACUCUUUUUGCUUUUUUUUAGAUGAAUGCGUGUGUGCGCCGGUAUGUGUGUGUGCUUGUGUGUGUGGGCAUGCGAGUGUGUGCGUACGACAUGCUUGCGUGCGUAAAAGCCUUGUCUACUAAUGUAAAAUGAUUUGUAGUGGAAACAUUUAUAUUUUUAUAAUAAACAUUCUCAAAAUAUUUGCAAAAAAAUGAA
Oncorhynchus nerka (sockeye salmon) is the source of this 8217-nucleotide messenger RNA. Its product is annotated as ephrin type-A receptor 3-like. The coding region runs from base 125 to 3094 and encodes 989 amino acids. Gene Ontology annotation, cellular component: plasma membrane; dendrite. Gene Ontology annotation, molecular function: protein binding; transmembrane-ephrin receptor activity; ATP binding. NCBI's taxonomy places the organism in Eukaryota, Metazoa, Chordata, Actinopteri, Salmoniformes, Salmonidae. The record is from RefSeq and is a predicted model, not a curated record. The transcript is spliced from 17 exons. Gene Ontology annotation, biological process: protein phosphorylation; ephrin receptor signaling pathway; axon guidance.